GGUCCCCCUGAAACGUGGAAACACACACAUGCCGACUGAGUGUGCGAGGUAGUUCAAUCAUGUUUGCUAGUUUUAUAGAUAAAAUUGGCGAGGCUGUAGUGCCUGGCGAUGUUUUCACGCUUGACCUACCUCCACCGGAGAGUAACAUUAAACCAGAAAAGCUCAUUUGUGGCCCGGGUUUGCGACGAGAUGGGGAGAAUGUGAGCGUUUGUAAAUGUGGUAUCCUACGACACAAACCCCCCAAUGUGUUUUGGAUCGACUCACAGCAGAAACGGUAUGUGCCGGUGAAAGGGGAGACGGUGAUUGGCAUUGUGACGAACAAAUCAGGAGACAUCUUCAAGGUGGACGUGGGCGGGAGCGAGGCUGCCAGCCUAUCAUAUCUGGCCUUCGAAGGAGCCACCAAGAGGAACCGCCCCAACGUACAGGUGGGAGACCUGGUGUUUGGCCAGUUCCUGAUCGCCAAUAAGGACAUGGAGCCGGAGCUGGUGUGUAUCGACAGCUGCGGACGAGCCAAUGGCAUGGGGGUGUUUGGAGAGGGGGGGCUACUCUUCACCGUCUCACUAGGACUUGUACGCAGGUUGUUGUCUCCUCAGAGUGACCUGGUAAAGGAGUUCUCCAGCCUGUUCCCGUGUGAGCUGGUGGUGGGUAUGAAUGGGCGCGUCUGGGUGAAGGCCCACUCCACUCAACACACACUCAUACUGGCCAACCUCCUGCAGAGCGCUGAACACAUGACCAGCAAACAGAGACAACAGCUCUUCAAGAGGGUCGCCGACGGAACCUUCUAGACGAGGGGGGGGUUGCGUGUGUGUGUGUGUGUGUGUGUGUGUGUGUGUGUGUGUGUGUGUGUGUGUGUGUGUGUGUGUGUGUGUGUGUGUGUGUGUGUGUAUGUGUGUGUUUGUUUGUUUGUGAAGGGGAAAAAAAGAGACAGACUCUGUAACACACUGUGUGUGUGUGUGUGUGUGUGUGUGUGUGUGUGUGUGUGUGUGUGUGUGUGUGUGUGUGUGUGUGUGUGUGUGUGUGUGUGUGUGUGUGUGUGUGUGAGAGACAGAGAAAAAGACAGUGACGGUGUGUCACUGUGUGUGUAUGUGUAAGAGAGAGAGUGUGUGUGUGUGUGUGUGUGUGUGUGUGUGUGUGUGUGUGUGUGUGUGUGUGUGUACAUUAUGGUAUGCAGCUGUCUUCAGUUCCUCAGUACGUUGUUUGGAUUUAUGGUCUGUUAGUUUUUGUACCAAUUUAUUGAAAUAAAAAAAAAUCUGAUC
This is a messenger RNA of Engraulis encrasicolus (European anchovy), 1256 nucleotides long. It is a transcript of the gene exosc3, whose product is annotated as exosome component 3. Gene Ontology annotation, biological process: poly(A)-dependent snoRNA 3'-end processing; CUT catabolic process; U4 snRNA 3'-end processing. The transcript is spliced from 4 exons. Gene Ontology annotation, molecular function: RNA binding. Lineage: Eukaryota; Metazoa; Chordata; Actinopteri; Clupeiformes; Engraulidae. The record is from RefSeq and is a predicted model, not a curated record. Bases 60 to 785 code for a protein of 241 amino acids. Gene Ontology annotation, cellular component: cytoplasmic exosome (RNase complex); nuclear exosome (RNase complex).